This is a messenger RNA of Xiphias gladius (swordfish), 6239 nucleotides long. RefSeq lists its product as uncharacterized. The record is from RefSeq and is a predicted model, not a curated record. NCBI's taxonomy places the organism in Eukaryota, Metazoa, Chordata, Actinopteri, Istiophoriformes, Xiphiidae. The transcript is spliced from 5 exons. The coding region runs from base 4128 to 5033 and encodes 301 amino acids.
UAUUUUCAAAGUAGAAAAGUGUUUGAACAGUGCAUUAAAGGUACCAUAUGUAAGAAUGUGAAGCAGUUUACUUGUAUUAAUCACUUUUUUACUGCUAAGCUCAAACAAUGAGACCUUCUCUGACUUUCUCCGUUGCCGGGCUAUAACAGCCUGCGGACUGAUUUCUAUGUGAAGGACUCGGAACGAGUUUUCCCGGUAAAUCCAGACGAUGUCGUUGCCUCUCCACCGCUCCCCAUCUGGUUCACUAACCGUUAGCAUUAUCGUUGAGCAAAUUUAGCUACGCUGACAUUGCUGAGUCUCUCAGUGAAAGCCAAAUGAACAGCAAUUGAUAAAGCUGGCUUGCUAGCUAACGCUGACGUACGAUAUAAAUGCAGUCAAUGUAUCAUGCCACGAGAAAGGAUUUGUUCAACGUCACUAGCCUAUAUUGUGCUAGCUAGCAAGCUGAUAACGAUAUUAAAAAAUCCUAUUUCAAAGAAACUAUAGUCUCGCACAGCCAGAACUAUCUCCACAUUUUGUUUUACUGCCGUGGCAGUGCCGGAGAGUAGAAUACAGUCUAUUGUCUCAAAUAUAUAAUAACAGUGUAACUUUAGUUACCUCAUCUGUCAGCGUGAUGCCGGUCGAUUACGUUCAGUCUCGUGUAUGUCACGUCGCUAAUUCGGCCGACGCGCAGCAUACGGGGCAAGUGUGAGCACAGGAUGCUGUCUGCAGUUCACUUAACGGCCACUGGUGUCAUUAAUAACAAGGGUUUUCUGAAUAUAGUACCUUUAAGUCUUUCCUGCACGUGGAACAGUAAAGCAAGCGACAUCUAAAGGAACUGUUUGCAGGGAAGUCACAGUUCUGAAAUAGCUUGUUUCUUUUUAGCGUUCAGGCCCGUUUUUGGAAAACCUCAAUGGCAUGGGUAAGGCUUUGCUGUAAGAAGCUUUUUUUCAUCAUUUCCUUGUUUAGACAUGCUCAAUUGCUCUGUAUGCUAGAUUACUGUAUGUUUCAGAUGUGGUUUAGCAUAUCCAGGGACACUCUCUCUUAGGAGCUGAGGGGUUACAGAGCAGAGCUGCGAUCCACGCUUCCUACAAGGCUCUGGGGCUUUUUCCCAGGCCUAGAGCCCCAGAAAUAGAGUUUGCCGUGCUUUUUCCUGCAGUGAAAUAAAGUUUCCCACUCUUUCAGAGAGCUUGGGGUCCCAUCUGAGUUAAACAUGUGCAAUACUGAUAACCAACAAAAGGCCUUGUAUGGCUCACUGAGAUGAGGUGCCUCUUCUGUCAUCUCACUGAAACAGUUAAUGAAAUCGUUUGAGUUUAACUGCGAGAAAAAGAUGUUUGCAUCAACAUUUUCAAUUAAAAGACACAUAAAAUGAAGACUUCAAGAUUGGUAUAUUUGUUAUAUUAUAUAUUUUGGAUAAGGAUGCUGACAAUGCCUCUGUAAAAUGUUCUUGUGCAAAUCAUUGCAGAUAAAAAGCUAACAACAGAAUACAACAGAAUUUGCUAGGCCGUACUUCUAAAGUAACGGUCGAAGUUUGGAAACUUGUAAUACAUUCCUUAUACACCUUUACUUUGAUCAUGAAUAAAACUGCAUCAAUUACCUUACACACUGUAUGCGUGGUCUGUGUAUUAUGAGUCGGGGAGGUAUUUCUUGCAUUGAGUCUGACAUUUUCAUUCUGCAUCAAGAAGAUAAGGGCUCGCUGUGAGGAGACGCGUAGAAGGAUGUUAAUGGAUCUGAAAUGACAUCUUCUAAAACGCUAAAGUUGUUGAAUAGCUGACGCUGAUUAAGCCUUUUGAAUCUUCAUAUAGCUCAUUUUACUCAGGUCAGUUUUGCAAGUAACUGACAAAUGAUCAAAAUAUGGAAGAUACAAUCUUUGCUGGACACGACCAAAUUUAAUUCCCAACAUUUGCAGUAAAAAUGCAGAGGUUGCCCUCAACAUAUACGUAGAAAUUCAAUGUUUUUACUCUGUAAUCACUUUUGCAAGUUAUUAAACAUGAAGUAACUCACUUGACAGAACAAAGAAAUGAUUGAUUAUAUGUUUGAGGGGUUGAUUAGUCAUUCUUCCCGUGUGUCAUUUAAGUAAAGUUGGAGAAUAGAAAAAUUGAAAACCUUGAUUUAUUUUUCACCCAAACAUCCGAGCAACAAUUUAACCAAACAAAGCACCACUUCCUUUGCCUGCACUGUUGUGACUCGUGUUUGUGCUCUGCAGGAGGACUUUGUUUUUGAAGGACAGGAAAGAGUUAAACAAUUAGAGGUUACAAAAUAAUAGUGUGGAGGGUGGGUGGUCCCUGGUGAUUACUGUUUAUCACGGAUGAGAAAAGAGAGCUCAGGAAAAGGGCUGGGAUGUGGAUUAUGACACAGAGGCAGAGCAGAGGAGCAUUAGCAGAGGCACUGCAGGGCCAGCUGAUGCUGUAAUACGUUUGGGUGGAGGGCGCAAGGUGGUGAGGUCAUGUUGAGAACAAGGGGAAAAAAAGAAAAAUAAAUCUUGCGAUUAAAAUGUGGAAUGUGUGUAUCUGCGAAGCCUGCGAGAUCCAUGUUUCCAUGGGCUACGGCUCAAACUGUUCGGAGAGGGAGGGAACUGAGAGUGCACACCCAGGAAAUGUGACAGAAUUAGCAGCCGUGAUGAGAAGCAGGAGUUUUUUAGAGUUCAAUAAAAGCAGGGACGAAAUGAGUUGUGGCAUGGAGGCUGGAAGGGGAAGAGCACCACAAGUGGCGACUGUACAAUGCAAAUCACUAAAUGGCGACAUGAUGCAUGAGAAUCUGCACAGUUCUGGCGCGGUUCAGACUGUAAAUAGCCCCAGAGUGUUGUUUUCAAGGCUGACGUUUCCUGCACAUUCCAGCCCGCAGCCAUCAGCCAACUUAUCACUUAGACCACAGAUAUGUGGAGUGAGUUAAUGGUCAUCAAAGGACAGCGUGGAGGAGGGAAGUUUAGCAAUCAGCUUGGGAAUUGUGGGAGAGACAGCAAGUAAAGGGGCCAAGAAGUGAUAACAGUGUGAGGCUGCCAGGACAGGUCCCUCCUGUCACAGGCUGCAGCGUGAUGUUGAACAGCUGGGGAGAGAGCCGCUCACUUCCCAUGUCCAAACCCACAGAAUUUGCCUGAUUAGCAGGAAAAGAGAAGGGUUCCUCCGAGGUCAGAACUGAACACACUGGUCGACUUAUUUUUUUGUUUUGCAUAUUCACCUUCCGUACUCUGUUUCUCAACUUAUCUGCAUUUUACUCUUGAGAACAGGGAAGUGAAACUCGUUCGUUAUCCCAGAACAUCUCCUCGUAGCUGCCUCUAUUCAGGAAGUCACUCCACUAUAUAACAUCAUUCAGUUUUUCUGCCUCAUCUAACAGGGCGAGGGCAUGCCAAUGCGUACAUCUUGACAUUCAUUAAAACUGACACUUAACGCGUUCGGGAGUGAAAAACAAACAAAUGACCAAAUGUGACGAGGGGACCAGGUGAUUGCCAGUAACAAAUUUACAAAGUUUUGCAUUUCUGCCGAGUGCGUCGUCGCGGUCAGUUAUUAUAUCAACUUGUCACAUUUAAAAACGCUUUGCCUGCAAAUUCAUCCUGGCCAGCGUGUGUUCUUGAGUUUCUCGGGACGCUGUUUUAAUGUCUCGUCCUCUCACUACCUUAACAAAGAGUUCAAGGUCACGAUGUCAGAGUGCAUGUUCAGCGCGCAAGGAUGGAAGCAAGGAUGUCCAACACCACGCCGAUGCUGAUUUCUCAUCUUAACAUACAUCUACACUAUAUGCUUCGCGUUUGCUUUUAACGGUUUCAAAAUAAACACGGGGGCAGUGAUAAUUGUGGCCUUGAUCACUCAUCUUUCAUGUCUGUUCUAACUGUAUGUGAUUGAAAUGCUUCAAAUAAAACCACUGGUCUCCUUCCGUGCAUUAACAUUUCUAAUCUAUAGGCGCUUACAGUGCUCAGACCUCAAGCCGUUUUUCCCAAGAAUUUCACAGUGAACAGAUGCACUUGGUCAGUUCAUAUCAUUAAAGUGAAAAAAGUCAAGGUCAUGGAAGGAAUCCUUCAACUCAAGUGUUUACACCUGCUCCACUCCUAUAUAUCUCACAUACAUUUAGCCGUAAUGUCCUCAGCUCACAGGAGGCAUUACAGACUUUUAAAAGGUGACUGUUGUUAACACAAAUUAUUUUUCGGGGUGUUUCAUUGAAUGUUUUUACUUCGCCAGAAGGAUUCUCCAUCCAAGCCAUCUGUGGCUGAGCUGGCUGGAAGGUUCAAGGGUCAUAUUCUACCAAUGCCCACCUCAAAUGAGGAGCUGUCAUUUCGAAGAAGGCCUCCGUGUUCCCUGAAGUUGCAACAUCAAAAAGAUGAUAUUGAAGAAUCAGAUAAUACCGUCGUCUCCCCAAAUCCCUUUAAAAUCAAGAUGAAGAACUCCCCCAUCAUUGAGAAACUGCAGGCCAACCUUGCUCUGUCACCAACUGCUCUGCUGCCCUCACCCAAGAGCUCCGAGGUGAAGCUGCCGCCAGCGCCGCUGUCCCCCACCUCGUCGGGCAGCCCGCUGAGCCCCCUGAGCCCCCUGAGCCCCCUGAGCCCCACGCUGAGGUCCUCGCAUCAGUCCAGCGAAGAGGAGGAUCCCGUCAGCUUCGGCAGCCCUCCCGAAGGCACCCCGCUGCCAAGCAUCAACAAGACCCGUGCACGACUAUCAUUCAAGAGGCGCCCGCCCACGAGACAGCACAGGAGGUCGGCCGGGGAAGAGGCAGGAGCCUCCAGGAGCAGUCGGUCCACAUGUGAACUGUACAGCCCAAAAGAAAAUGGGGAAAAGGACCAGGUUUUUGACCGCCCGGCAGAGGAAGCUGAACGCGUGCAACCGUGCAGUCUGAAAGAAGCUGAAGACAAGGACAGGGUUUGUGAGAAGACAGAGGACAAGGUGGCAGAGAGUGACACGGACAAUAAGGGAGAUCCGGAGGAGGAGCAGGAAGCAGAACAAGCCCAGAGCUCGGAGGCUUUGGAGGAGGCACGACAACCUUCGGAGCCCAGCCCCGCUGAGCAGAUAGAGGGCAAUGUUAAGACAGAACAGGGGCGGGAGGAGAUGCCUCAGGAGGCACAACAGGAGUGAAAUGACGGGGUGUGAACUGUGAAUGCUUAUGUUAAACGAAAAACAAAUAUAUGUAUAAAUAUAUGUAUAAGUUAUUCAGUGCUUUGAUCAAGGGAGCUCUGAAAAAUACCCCUCAGAGAGAGUUCCUCUAAAUUUCACGGUACCUGCUCUGUUUUGAGUCCCUCUGUUGCCCUCUCCAGGCCGUACAUAGGACGGGUCUAUAGACACUGGAGCGUUACGAGAAGCAGCUGUUUUUUCUGCACGGGGAAAAUAAGCACCCCUGUUGAUCCUGUCUCCACGACCAGAAGAAAAAUUCCUUCGUGUUGUACCACGCCCCCCCCCCCGCGUGACCAGACUGAAUGUUUCGUCUUCGCUGAGAUUUGAGUCGAGUCAAAGACAUUGUUAACAGUGCACCUCCAAGUCUCUGUCACACACACAUAGCUUUGAAAAUGCUGAAUGCUGUGUUGGCGAAAGGAGGAAAUAUUAUCAGAUUUCAUUUAUAUUUUAGCAGAUAUAUAAGCAUCCUGGCAUCGUACAUCGUAAGUCAUUAUCAUUUUAGGUUGGAAUCCUAUGCUUUGCUUUAUUUUUCUUUUGAAUAUAUGUUGGUCGCCAUCUCUGCUUGUCUCCCGUUUUGUACAGUACAGAGUAUCUAAAUCCCACUGCGCCGCUGUGGAGUGGCUCAGGUCCUCAGAGAUUCUGCGUAGAAAUGUUAAUAAAAAUAAACAGCUUCCUUGUUAUGUAAAGAAAAGCUUACGUUACAUGUGUUUGUUCUAAUUUCUUGGGUUUGUCGAGUCAUCGUGGAACAAAAAUGUCCCAUAAACAUCGUACUUCUAGUGGACCUGUCAGUAAAUUUGUCUUUUUUCUUUGUAUCAUCUCCAUUGUUGCUGACAGCUGUUUGCUAGGGACAAUGCUGGAUGUGCUGGAAAGUCUUAGAUUUUACGUUGGAUUGAAAGAUCUUAUAGUUAGAGGUUGAUGAUAAAGGGACACUCCCACAGGUUAUUUCAGUCAUUUUCCGUCCGAGUGCACAAACUGUAUUUGAUGAAGAGCUUUGUUUGCAGCUGCUGGUGUUGCUGUUGCUAAUUCUUAUUAGUGCACUGGGGGGGCGGGGGGGUCACAUUUUCCACCAUACAGUAGCUCUGGCCAUUUUCAACCAAUCAAAAUAACUGAAAACACCCGCGUGUGCAUGCAGGGCUUUUGGAAUCAAAAUCCAGAUGUUAUUCUAUUAAA